GACGAAGCGCCUCCCACAGCGAGGGCACCGACUCUGCUGUUUACAUUAGUGUCUGGCAGCGAGAGGGUUAAAGCUGAGAGAAACUCGCCUGUGAAAACUCUUGAGGUUUGGCCGUUUGUCUUCAGUCCCAAGAAGACGCACAGUAGUGUCUUUAUGAGGAGACACCGUGAGAGACAGACAGACAGACACUGAGCAGAGAGAGAGGACGGGCUUCUACACAGAGAGAGACAUUCAUUUGAGAAAUCAUGGACCAAAACCCACUAAUCAAGCCGAGGAGGAAGACGACCCCUCUGAGCAAGCAACAGUCCACGCCUGUUCUAGGGAGGCAGAUGCCACGACAGUUCCAGAAGAUCUCCUUCUGUGAGGUGGAUGAGCAGGUAAAGCUGCUGGCUGAGAAGGUGUAUGCUUCAGCAAUAAAGGAGGAGAACACCAAAGAUGUCAUGUCCAUGUUUACUGUGCCUGAGGACUGCCCCAUUGGCCUCCAUCAGGCCAAGGAGCGCGAAUUGCGUAAAGAACUGGCUGAGGAACACUCUGCAGAGUCUGUCAAGAGAAAGAAGAGUUUGAAGCUGAUACGGUCACAGUCAGUAUCCCUCCAGAUUCCUGGUGCUGCUGACUGGGCCAUGUCUGUGAUCUCCCCUCUGCUUACCCCCGACACCACUGGACCCUCUGUCCCAAACAACGUCCCAGAGUUCCAGAGAGUCACCAUCAGUGGAGACUACUGUGCAGGGAUCACUGUGGAGGACUAUGAGCAGGCAGCAAAGAGUCUGUUGAAAGCGUUGUUCAUCAGAGAGAAAUAUUCUCGUCUGGCAUACCAUCGCUUCCCAAGGACCACUGCCAAGUUUCUAAGAAGCGCCAAUAAUGAGAAAUGGAAUGAGGAGGAAGAAGUUCUGCCCGAUACCAUUCCCUGCCCAACUGAUGGCCAAGACACAUACAGCAUGGCGGACAUCCCCCAGAAUCUGAACUACAUCCUAAAGAUGAAGGAUGGCAUCAUCUAUGUGUAUGUUGAUGCAGAAGCCGUGACUCAGGAGAAACCACAUGGUUUGCCCUACCCUGAUAUGGAGACCUUCGCUAUUGACAUGACUCAUGUCCUCGCCAUGAUUGCUGAUGGACCAACGAAGACCUAUUGUCACAGAAGGCUGAACUUCCUGAUGUCCAAGUUCUACCUGCACGAGAUGCUGAAUGAGAUGGCCGAGCUGAAGGAGCUGAAGUGUGUUCCUCACAGAGACUUUUACAAUGUCAGGAAGGUAGACACCCAUAUCCACGCAGCUGCCUGCAUGAACCAGAAACACCUGCUCCAGUUCAUCCAGAGCACCUGUAACACAGAGGGAGAGCGGGUGGUGAUGGAGAAGAAUGGGAAGAAGCUCACCCUCAGACAGGUGUUUGAGAACCUGCACAUGGACCCUUAUGACCUCACAGUGGAUUCGCUGGAUGUGCAUGCUGGUAGACAAACUUUUCAUCGAUUUGACAAGUUCAACUCCAAAUACAAUCCAGUAGGCGCAAGUGAGCUUCGUGAAAUCUACCUCAAAACUGACAACUACAUCAAUGGAGAAUACUUUGCACGCCUUAUAAAGGAGGUGGCUCAUGAUCUAGAAGAGAGUAAGUACCAGUAUGCAGAGCCUCGUCUUUCAAUCUAUGGCCGUUCCCCUGAGGAGUGGGAGAACUUAGCAAAAUGGUUCAUCCAGCAAAAGGUGUACUCUCCCAACUUAAGAUGGAUGAUACAGGUGCCAAGAAUCUAUGACAUUUUCAGAUUGAAGAAGAUCAUUCCCAGCUUUGCCAAGAUGAUGGAAAACAUCUUCCUCCCUCUGUUUGAGGCUACUGUUAACCCACAGAAGCACAAGGAAAUGCAUGUCUUCCUGAAAUAUGUGACUGGGUUUGACAGUGUGGAUGAUGAGUCCAAACACAGUGAUCACAUGUUCUCUUAUAAGAGCCCUAAGCCUGAGGAGUGGACUGCUGAGGAGAACCCACCUUAUAGCUACUACCUCUUCCAUAUGUAUGCCAACAUAAUGGUGCUCAACAACCUGCGCAAGGAACGUGGCCUCAAUACCUUCCAGUUCCGCCCCCAUUGUGGUGAAGCAGGAUCCAUCACCCACCUGGUGUCAGCCUUCCUCACUGCAGACAACAUCUCUCAUGGCCUCAACCUGAAGAAGAGUCCUGUGCUGCAGUACCUGUUCUACCUGGCCCAAGUGCCCAUUGCCAUGUCUCCUCUCAGCAACAACAGCCUUUUCCUAGAGUAUUCUAAAAACCCCCUCAGAGAGUUCCUGCACAAGGGCCUGUGUGUCUCCCUGUCCACAGAUGACCCGAUGCAGUUCCACUACACCAAGGAGGCGCUGAUGGAGGAGUACGCUAUUGCAGCACAGCUGUGGAAGCUCAGUACCUGUGAUGUCUGUGAGAUCGCCAGGAACAGUGUCCUACAAAGUGGUCUCUCCCACCAGGAGAAGAAACACUUCUUGGGUGAGAACUACCUGCAGGAUGGACCAGAGGGCAAUGACAUCCGGCGGACCAAUGUGGCCCAGAUCCGCUUGGCCUACAGACACGAGACCCUCUGUAAUGAGCUCAGCUUCCUGGUGGACGCUGUUAAGUCAGUCAGCAUUCCGACACAGGGAGUGUGAACACUGCUGGAAUCCAUCCUCACGUGACAUCUCAGCAGCUGAAUCAGAAAACAUACAGAGAGCUCCUAAUGAGACACAGGGGAAAAAUAGGAGCAGUAAGUUUCCUAGGUUGCACUUUCAUACAGUAAAAGAAUGUCUUGUGGAACUGAGCCCAGGAGCUCUGCUCUGCCUUUGACUUCUCAGUGCAAACCAUUCAAAGGAAUGGAAUAUAUGAAUCUGUGUUAUAUGAUGGUGUGUGGUGUUAGUUUUUUUUUAAUUUAGUCUAUAUUUCCAUUUCACUCUUUUUGGUCUUUUUGUUUUGACUGUAUGUUUUGCAUGAAGGGAGUGUGAACCCUACCUUGUUGAACUUGUGAAACUGCCUGUGGAACAUCAGCAUGUCUUCUUGUAAGUCGCUCUGGAUAAGAGCGUCUGCUAAAUGCUGUAAAUGUAAAUGUCUUUUGCUACUCACGACACAGCAUUUGUGCCAUCUUUUAAUUGCCUGGUAAGCAUAGCACAUACUGCACUGUAAUACCGUCUUUGUUAAUGUAACACAAUUACAUUAACAUGGAACUGAAUGUUUUGCUUGCCUGUACGUGUGGGUACAUUCUGUUUCCUACUGGUUGAGUGCUCUGGAAACUUAAAAACAGUGAGACAGAAUUUUUUUUUUAAAGAAUAAAGUUUUCCCAAUUUCUAGUGUUGUAA
Messenger RNA from Pygocentrus nattereri (red-bellied piranha), 3290 nucleotides. RefSeq names its product adenosine monophosphate deaminase 3b (gene ampd3b). Gene Ontology annotation, biological process: AMP metabolic process; IMP salvage. The transcript has 16 exons. Gene Ontology annotation, molecular function: AMP deaminase activity. Gene Ontology annotation, cellular component: cytosol. The record is from RefSeq and is a predicted model, not a curated record. The coding region runs from base 246 to 2609 and encodes 787 amino acids. NCBI's taxonomy places the organism in Eukaryota, Metazoa, Chordata, Actinopteri, Characiformes, Serrasalmidae.